CAACGCGGCCCGGCCCGGUCCAGCCCGGCCUGGUCUGCCCGAGUCCCCCUCCCCCCCAGGGCCUCCCCCCUCAGGGCCUCCCCCCUUUCACAGCGUCUCCUUCCCCAGUCUGGUCCGCGAACCCCCCGUCAGCCCUUUGCUGACCCCCAGUUCCCUUGUUCUGUGGUGUUCCAGGUUGCCCAAGUAGUGUGUAGAGUCUCCCUUACUCGAGAUGUUCCAGAACCCUCUGGACACAUCCAGUGCUCUGGAAUGGCCCUGCCUGAGCAGGGAGGUGGGACUAGGUAAAGCACUGUGGUCCCUUCCAUUCUGUGAUUCUGUCAUUUCCUUAGAGCAGUAUUUAGGUAUUUCAGUAACUCACAAGACACACUAAAGAGAACAUCACUGGUACCCAUACACUUCUCUGCGGACUCACAGCACUCGCUGCCUCUGUGUGUCUGGAUCUAAGAAUCACAUAGAGCAUUUUUAGGAAUAACCCCUUUCCUCCCCCCGCCUGGCUGUUUGGCAGGGUACGUUCUCACUGUUAAAGGGAUGGACAGUCUUGUUCCCACACUCCUCGCCGAGCACAGGCUGAGGGCGGAUGGACUCCACCUGCAAAGCCAAGAGAACAGAUGAAAAGCUCCCAUGUGGGGCUGCCCAGGACGGCACAGGACGUCUGCAGGACUGAGCAGAGGGGUGACUUCACACCCAAGUCUAGAGGCCCAGCUGAAAUCCAAAAGGCAGACUCCCAAGCCCUGUGAGCUGCCCACACGGCGUGGGAUCUCCAAGCCUUCCUUGUGCUCUGCUCUUGCCCCCUUCUGUGUGUUGUCACAGGGAACAUCUAUUUCUCAGAUUGAAUGAGGACACAAGGAGGUGUUGUGACAGCAAGAAUAAACAGUGGGAGAUUAGCCCAAAGCCGUGGGUGACACAUCCCUCUGGAUUGCAGGACCCAGUGGGUGACACAUUCCUCUGGAUUGCAGGAGACCUCUGGGCAGGCACAGGGGCAGGAGGAAGCAGGUGGGCUGGGGGAAGCACAGAGGCAGGGCAAGAGACCAGAAACAGAGUGAGAAGCACUGUCAGGGCUGUGUGGGGGCUGGAAUCUGUUUAGAUUUUGGUGUCAAGGCCUGGAACCAAAGGUCAGUGGACAGUAGGGCAGCUGGGCAACUCUGCUCAGCUUGUGAUGAGUGUGGGCUGUUUUCCUAGAGGUGAGCUGGGUGUUUUUGUUGAGUUGGUCACUCACGUGGGUUUCCUGACUGCUGAGCUUGCACUAACUCUGCUUGGGGUCUAGGUGUGUUCCAGAGGGGUCAGUGGGGGCUGGUCAGCCCUUGGGGGGGCUGAGGGAGCAGGGCCAGCUGCUGCUUUGGCACUUCACAAGCUCUUCUCAGAUGGGUUUGAUUCCCCGUGAGCCAGCCCUGAAGCCUUUGGGCUUCGUUCCCAGCUGCUGCAGUCUGUGUGUGAGCAGUGCCCUUGUGCUUUCCUCUGGGCAUUUGACUCUUUGUCUCUCAGGAAUGGGACAGUCUUUGCUCCACUGUGCUUUCCUCUGGGGAUCUGACUCCUCGGGAAUGGGGGAAUGGAAUCUUUGCUCCACAUGUACUUCAAAGAAGCCACGCACUCACAUCUUGCAAAUGCAUACAGGCACCUCUCCUCAGUCCCUGUAAACACCUGGAUUCAAACACCUCAGGUGCACCAUUUGGUGGAGUAACAGGAACUUGCAUCUGCUACAGCUCUGCCCCGUUACUUUGAUGUGACUCUGAGGUGCCACUGCCACCUGUGCUGCUGCAGGAACAGCCACAGUUCCCUGGGGAUAAAUGCUAGAAUCACCCCUUGGUGGCACCAGCUGGGAGAGCUGUUGCUGGAACUAACUGUGGUUAUUCACUUUUUCAUGUGGAUUUUGAUCCAACUUCAGACAUGGAAAGUAAAACUGGCUUUUUGGGGUGAGGGUCUUUGCUUUCUAAACUCUUCUCCCACCAUUUCCAGCAGUGCCUUGGGAAGGCCAAACAGGCUUUCUCUGAUUGCCCACCCGUAUGAAAUCUCCCAGGAGGGCUGAUGGUGUGUGACACCCCUCCCUGCCGCCGACGGAGCCACUGGCACGUCCCGGUGUCACGUCGGCAGCGCCUGUGACUCAGAGAUAAGGCUGAAGUCACGUUAUUCCUCGAUCCCUUUAAAAACACGUCCCUCAGCCCCGUGGCCCCGGCACCAGCCCCACGCACAUGAGGUCAACCCUAAAACAUCGUUGCAAAACAGGGGCUCAGUCGAACCCCCCGGGAAGGCCUGCAGGGUGGGGCCACUUAGGAUAAAUCAGGGGAUUUUGAUGUAGCCCUUUGCUCGUCCUCCUUUCCCUGGAAGGCUCCAGCCUCCCGGAGCUGCCAGGAGAGUGGGGCCCGCAGUGAUGCAGCUCCCAGGGCUGAGCUUGGUGGUGAAGCUGGAGGAUGGCCCAGCCCAUGGGAGCGGGGAGCUGCUGCACGGGCGGGUGCAGCUGGAGCUGCGGGGAGCGCUGCGGGUGCAGGCGCUGGAGGUGAGCGCCCACGGCGGUGCCACCGUGCACUGGCUCGAGAGCUGCAGCAUCGGGCUCAACGUUGUCUACAGGGACUACUCAGCCUACCAGACCUUCCUGAGCCGCCACUGCCAGCUCAUCCCUGACAAUGGUGAAUCCACUGUCCUGCAGGCAGGAAGGCAUGAGUUCCCCUUCACCUUCCAGCUCCCUGAGACCCUGGUCACCUCCUUUGAGGGGAAGCACGGCAGUGUGCGCUACUGGGUGAAAGCCAAGCUGCACAGACCCUGGGCCACAGUGAAGAAAGCAAAGAGGGAGUUUACUGUGAUUGAACCCAUCGACAUCAACACACCUGCGCUGCUGGCUCCCCAGGCAGGUGCUAAGGAGAAACUUGCUCGUGCCUGGUACUGCAAUCGUGGCCAGGUGUCUGUGACUGCCAAGAUUGACCGAAAAGGCUACACCCCAGGUGAGGUCAUCCCUAUCUUUGCUGAGAUCGACAACUGCACAAGCCGGGCCGUGGUGCCCAAGGCGGCCAUAAUCCAGACCCAGACCUUCAUCGCUCGGGGCUCCAAGAAGCAGAAGAGGUCAGUGGUGACCAGCAUCACUGGGGAUUCCAUUCCAGCAGGGAAGCGGGAAGUGUGGCACGGGCGGGCCCUCAAGAUCCCGCCUGUGGGGCCUUCCAUCCUCCAGUGCCGCAUCCUCCAGGUGGAAUAUUCCCUGAAGGUUUGUGUGGAUAUUCCUGGGACCUCCAAGUUGCUCCUUGAACUGCCGCUUGUCAUUGGGACCAUCCCGCUGCAUCCGUUUGGGAGCCGCACAUCCAGUGUCAGCAGCCAGUACAGUGUCAACCUGGACUGGCUGAACACCAUUCCGGAGCAGCCGGAGGCUCCCCCUGAGUACUCAGCAGUCGUGUCCAGCCCUGAGGCCGAGCAGAGCCUGGCCCCACCAUGCCGCAGUGAGCUUGGUGACAUCCUGGAAGGUCCCUUCUUCGCCUACAUCCAGGAAUUCCGCUUCCGACCUCCUCCUCUGUAUUCAGAGGUUGAUCCCAACCCCCCGUCAGACAGCAUCCGCCCACGCUGCAUGACCUGCUGAGAGAAGUGCGUCGGACGCUGCUGACAGUGUGGUGAUCCCUUGGGAUGGGAGCUUGCACACCCUCACAGCACUUCAGGCUGGAAAUGGGGAUGUGGUGUCCGUGAAACCAGAGCUUUGUAGUGCCAAGACCCUGGCUCUGCUCACCACCCUUGGCUGCUCCUGUCGUGACUGUCCCACAGACCCACACCCAGUGCGGUGCCGUGGCCUCGGGUGUGGGGGGAGAACACAAGGGACCUGCCAUUGUGGAGUGGCUCUGUGUGUGGCUGGGCAGAAUGUGGAGGGUUUAAUAACUGCCCCAGGAUUUUGGGGUUAGAACAGGGAACACCUGGCAUAAGCCAGGAUUGCUCUCCCCUUGCUUGCAGUGCUGAGCUCCGGCAGCUCCUGUGUGGAAAGCAGGAACUUGGAGGCGUUUCUCAGGAUUAUGGAGGAUGUUUUGAUGCUGCUCAGGGUUGAGCCCCGGGGCGAUGCGGGUGGAGCCCUUUGCCUGCAGGUCCCUGAGGAAGCGAAAGGCCUUUUUCUAGCAAGAUGAAGCAGAGGCUUUGGCUGCUGCUGAUAAUGCUUGCCACAAGCCUGUGGGUACCUGCGGGGGGAAUGGUUUUGAGCUACUCACCUGAAAUGUAAAGGCUUCCAAGGGCUGUUAUGAGGACUUGGGGGAUGAAUUUAUGAUCCAUGGCAGCAUUUUGGUGCCAUUUACCAAGAACAGGAAGGCUGGUUCCUGUGUGUCAGCACCAAACCUGUGCACUGUGCUGGUGCCUCCUCCGUGAUGCGGCUGAAAAACCAGUCCCCAAACUGUGGUACCACCAUGGGGGCUUGGAGCUGUGGCUGGUGGCCUAGGAAAAGAGAAAAAAGCAUAAUCCAAGGCUGGUGGCAGCCACAGAUGCUGAUGGGAGAUAUGGAGUUCGAAUGAAUCUUUCAGAGCCAGGAGUCCUGCUCAGAAUGGGCUUGAGCCUGUGCCCGUAGAGGGGUCGGUGGCCCUGGUGGGAUGAGGACACAGCAGCAACCUGUGCUCACUGGGUUGGGAAGUGCUGUAGAACCGGUGAGCUGGAUGUUGCAGCAAUGAGUGUGUGUGUGUGGCAGGGGCUGACCCUGCUCGCUCCAGGGUGACCUGAGCAGAGUUUGGGGGCCGAGGACCUUUGCAUUCCCUCACUGAGACAAUCCUUGGCCAUGCACAUCCAAAGCCAGUGUGCCUUGGGCUCUGCGCCGGGGCUACCUCUGCUCGCUGGGGUUGCUCAGAUGAGUCUUUUCUAUCUGUGAACACUUUUGUAACGACCACUCUUGUCUCUACUCAUUUUGUAUGACUUUUUUUGUGGGGAAUUUUUGCCUGAAAUAAAUUCCUUAAGUAUUGCCUGGA
This is a messenger RNA of Pipra filicauda (Wire-tailed manakin), 4907 nucleotides long. RefSeq names its product arrestin domain containing 2 (gene ARRDC2). The coding region runs from base 2366 to 3556 and encodes 396 amino acids. Gene Ontology annotation, biological process: protein transport. The transcript is spliced from 10 exons. Lineage: Eukaryota; Metazoa; Chordata; Aves; Passeriformes; Pipridae. The record is from RefSeq and is a predicted model, not a curated record. Gene Ontology annotation, cellular component: plasma membrane; cytoplasm.